Molecule: messenger RNA, 4164 nt
Organism: Dimorphilus gyrociliatus
Lineage: Eukaryota; Metazoa; Annelida; Polychaeta; Dinophilidae
Source: the annotation of a GenBank genome assembly
AAGCCAUUUAAUUGUUCUUUGAUGGCUGUCGACUUUCUUAAUUGUUAUAUUUCUGUCUAUUUUACUUUUAUUUUCGUAUAAAUAGAUUAUUGACUUAAAUGGGCUUAAGAUUACAUAAUUUCAUCUUAUUAUCAAAGUUUCUCUGUGUAUGAUUGAUAGCCGGUAAAUUUAUCAUUAUACGCUUUUAAUCUUUUUAACCAAUAACUAUCUGAUAAAGUAUAUACAAGUUCUUUUUUUGGGGCACGUAUGAAAUAAUGAUUAUUAACAACGGAACACGUCCACGGUAAUCAUAGCAAAGAGCCUCACGAUAUUAAAAUCAAGUCAAUUUCUACCUCUUUAUUAUAGUAAAUUACUGCUACAUUUAUGGAAAUUGUACCAUAUUUCGAAUGUUCAUUAGAAACCAGCGCUCUUUCUUUCUUUUUCUCUCCUUAUGCGAAAUUGUAUAGGAAAAUCGCAAUAGGACAACAACGAAAAAAAAAGGGAAAUAGAAUCUCUUUCGUCCUAUGUUUGCACAUAGAAUGAUCAAUAAAACAAGGACAUUUUUAUUAAAAUUAUUACAUCACUAAAUGAGAUAAUAUUCCGUUAAGAAAAUAUGAGAUAAGCAAAAAUCUGUGUUUUUGAAAAGUAACAUCUGCUCUUAUCAAUAGUAUAAUUUAUUUUUUAGUAUAUUUAUCUCAAGACCUAUAAAAGAGUAUUUUAAUAGUUACUACCUACAUAAAAUCUGAUACAAACGCUUAUAGACGCUGAACAGCGAAGGUAUUAACAUUAUUUCGAAUAAAUGUAUAUAUCUAUAUUGAUAUACGAAUGAAUAGCGUAGAGUUAAUAGAAAAGGUAUUUGUCAAAAGAUAAUAUUAAUUCAAAAAUAUAGCUCUAUAUUUACUUUUCAAAUUUUGAAUAAGAGAUCUUGAAUAUUACAUAUUGGGAAUAUUAUAUAAUUAACUGUUCUUUUCUUCUUCUUUUUUUUAUAUCAAAUUUUUUCUCUCCUAGUUACAUGUCCUUUUGAUCUUUGACUGUAUCAAAAUGCAUUUUUAUCUUGUACUAUGAUUCCUAAAGAUGUAAAAGAAAAACGAAAAAAUAAAAACUUUCAACCUACAUUUGUACUACUUUUUUUAUGAAUAAGAUAUCUAUUAAAAAUAGAAUAAUAAAUAGCAUACUGUAUUUUGGUACUUUAUUAUUUGUAUUUCAUCUAAUGAUAAGGUGGAACAAGAUAAAUUAAUAUAUAAAAGCUUUCUAUCGCUUCUAUACUGUCCUCUUUAAACAAUUAAUUUCGUUAGAACUUUUAUAAAUUAAUUAAUAAAGGUAAAAAAAAAAGACAGAAAAUAAAUGGGCAAAGCGAUAAAGAACAGUUAAUUUUUAACCUUCAACAGUAACCUUGAGUAGGCAGCGAGUAGAUGUUGUUUUCUGUAAUUAAUACGAUGGACAUUUUUUUGUGUAAAUUUGCUAUGAAAAAUUAACUUAUUAUAAUAUUGAACACGUCAGUUCCUUUUACCUGUUCAAUUAAGGUUUCAACCAGGUAGCCUGAUUAGAUUUCUAAAGAUUUGUUCGGACUAAGGGGAGGUUAAUACCCUAAAUUGUUGUGCAAUGUAAUUGAUCAUUUAUGAAAUAUUGAUUGAUAUUUGUAGUUGAAAAAAAAAAGUCUUUUCUUUUUGUUAGGAAAUCUUUAGUAAAGUUAUUAAGCGGUGUAAAUCAAUAAAUAUAAUAUAAACAGUAGUACGUAAAUAAAGUAAUUUUAAACAAUAAUGCUUGUGGGAGAUUAUCCACAUGUCAAGACAAAAAAGUUCCAAGUUCAUAAAGUAGGUCGAUAAAGAUUUCUUGGAACUUUUCUUUAUCUAGAACUAAUCCAUUGAAUUUUGUAUGAUUAAAAAAGGUUUUUAUUCAUCCUUUUAGCUGGGCCACGCGACAUGCCCCGCUGAAAUCCUAUGUUACCUACAAGGACGCCAGAUUCGCACAUGCGCCGCAACCCGGAUUGUCACGUGACCAUACCAAAUUACUACCUGCAAACUAUUGUUCCACCACACUUCUAUAACGACCUGAAUCUACUCGGCUAUGUCAACCCGGCUCAUAGACGAUUAGACAGACCAUAUCCAGUCCCGGCUCAUCCUCCUCUUAAUAGAAAUGUACAUAGGCCAGUCCAAAAUGAUGAUUCGACUGAUUUGUAUCCGGCUCACUUUCGGAAGGGUUCUAUUAUCGAAUUAGCCGACGGAAGUCUGACUCGGGUAGAAGAUUUAAGAGAAGAGGAUUUACGAAAGAGCGCAGAAUUAUCCAACGAAUUUCAUCUAGACACUUCUACACUUUUAAAAAUUGAACGAGUCCAUCAAUCUAAUGUCAUCCAAUUAGUAUUUGGGGUAGGAAAGAGUAUGAUUGAGGAGAGAUGGAAAAAAAAACAAAAAGAUAAAAUGAAGAAAAUUCUUUCUAUUCUUCUAUCCGUUGGGGCAGUUAUCCGAUGUCCCCCUGAAAAUAUAUACGUCAUUUCAGUUCGUUCUACGGUCGAUCAUCCUAGAUUAGAUUUUGGUCAAGGUUAAUCGGAAAUUCAAAACUGAUCGACUGCAGGUUUUUAUAACGUACAAUACAGUGAAAAAAGAGAACAGUGUUUUUUUAAUAAAGAGAUCUUAGGUCAUAUUAUUCGUAUAGCUAUCAUUUCUAAUUUUAGAUGAAUAAAUCUACAGGUUAGAGUACUGGCGGCAAUAGAACAUCCAUUUUUUGUGCUGAAAAAAGGCUGGUCAUCCCACGAUCCUCAAGCGACCUUACGUCGUUAUGGUCUAUUGUGCGACGGUUUAAACAUUGGGGAUGUAUGUAUCUCCCUAAGGCCUAAGGACGAAUCGCUAGAGGAGGCAACUGUCGACGUAGUCGGCGAUAAUCCUGCAUGAUAGACAACCUUCAAUUCCAAUCUACCUCUAAAUUGGAGACGCAGGCGCCACCAAGUGACGCGACUUUAGGUUCCUCAACUUGAAAAGGGUGAUGAAGGACUAAUCAUUUUUUUUUAAUUUUUAUUUUUGUGCCAUUGUUUUUUUUUUCUUUUCUUUGUUUUAAAAAAAAACCCUCCCACGGUUUUCUAGCCCUGCGAAUGGGAAUAAAAACUUUAUCACGAUGUGUAGAAUAAUCCUCUGCAAUGUAUUAGAUUUUCAUUAUGAAAGAAAAAAAACAGCAACAACAAAACAAACAAACAAAAGCCAAACAAACAAAUUAAAGGAAAGACAAUUUAGUUUUUUUUUCAACUUUAUUCAAAGUGAAAUAAAUGGGUCAGGAAGUCAUACCCGACAGUUGUUUUUGUUACACAAUUUAAAAUACUCGUGUUACUUCUUCUUUAUUCUUUUUACUUCUUCUACUUCAUCUAACACUAAUGUAACGCUCCCAAAGGUUAUGUAAAUAAGGCGUUUCUUGCUAAAAUGUUGGGAAAUUUGAUUUCAAUAUAAUGCCCUUCCAUCAACGACCUACUUCAAUAAAAAAGAGAAUCCCUCUAGAUAAGUUAGACGUUCUUAGUAGGGAAAAAUGAAUCGAUAAAUUAGUGGAGACGCUUUAGCUUCUGAUUGCGUAAAAAAUGGAUUAUUGAAUAAAAUAUAAAGAAAUUUUAAAACAUUAAACUUACUUCAAGCUUAAUGUUUCUUGAAGCUUAGAAAUAGAAUUUUCUUACGGAGAACUCUCUUUUAUCAAUUCAAAUCAGGCGUCUUUCAACGCCUUUGAGGGCGUUCGAAUUCUGGAAUAGAACGAUUAGGGGCUUUGGUGGUUUUAAUGGGAUAUUUUAUGGCUUUAUAUUUUUCGUUGUUUUAAACGAGCAAAUAAAAGAAACGACAAAAUAAAAAAAUAAAACAUUUAGCUCUACUUUAAUACAAAAGAGGGAAAAUAGAAGACAAACAUUAAGUUACCUUUGCGUGUGAAUUGUCAUGAAUUUAAUACAAAAGUAAUGUCAGAUAUACGCUUUUAAAACUCUUUCUUAGUCUGUUAAAAGUUAGAGAGUAAUAUAAAUGAUUUCAUUCUAAAAGAGUAGUUUAUAUGACAUCUUGUGGUUGUAUAUACAAAUAAUAUAGCAAUGUCGUUUUGAAAGCUUAUACAAUAUAUUUUAUCUAAUAUAAGAGUUUUAGAAUGAGAAAAUAACUGUUAAUCACAGUUCAUAUGCGAGCGAUAAGAUAAUAUUUUUUAAAUUAAACAAUUUAAAAGUGACCUUGC